GGGUUUCUAUACCCAAUUAAUUAGCUAACCACGAAAAGCCAUAACUUGUCUGAAUAUUUUAUUAUAUAUACUUCAACUUCUUUACAUUUUUUUUGUGUGAACAUUAUGGAGAAGGUUAUAGUCCUAUACCCCUCUGAAGGCAGAGGCCACCUAAUCGCCAUGGUAGAGCUUGGCAAGCUCAUACUCAAACAUCACCCAUCUUUCUCCAUCACAAUCUUCGUCUUAAACACACAUUCUGCGUCCACCGCCCAACACGUAGCCAGCUCUACCGCCCAAUACAUGGCCGCCGUGGAAGCCGCCACCCCAUCCAUCACCUUCCUCCACCUCCCCCCCAUCUCCGGCGUCCCUUCCACUCUUUUCCCACCAGAAUUGAUGUACUUAGUCCCACGCCUCAACAACCCAAAUGUCCACCAAGCCCUCCAAACCAUCUCCCACACCUCCAAACUCAAAGCCUUCGUCAUUGAUUUCUUCUGCGAUGCUGCUUUCGAAGUGGCCGCAAACCUUAGCAUCCCUACUUACUAUUUCUUCACCUCAAGCGCAAGCGGUCUAGCAGCCUUUCUGUACCAUCCCACUCUCCAUAAAAACCUGGAUAAAAGCUUCAAAGAUCUCAAUCAUAUGCUUAUUGAUAUUCCCGGCUUACCGUCUAUCCCGGCUUCAGACAUGUCGAAAGCUACUUCAGAUCGCAGUUCUAAAGUUUAUGAGUAUUUCUUGGACUCAGCAACCCACAUGGCCAAAUCAAAUGGACUUUUAGUGAACACGUUCGAGCUGCUCGAGACAAAAGCUAUCAAGGCAUUAUCGGAUGGGCUAUGUGUUCCAGAUGGGCCGACCCCACCAAUAUUCUGCAUUGGACCUUUGAUUUCAAGCAGCAAUCAAGACGGAGAUGAUCAUCAGCACGAGUGUUUGAAUUGGCUAAACUCGCAACCGAGUCGAAGCGUUGUGUUUCUUUGUUUUGGGAGCAUGGGAUUGGAAUUGUUUUCGGCGAAGCAGUUGAGAGAGAUAGCGGUAGGAUUAGAAAACAGUGGGCAGAGGUUCCUGUGGGUGGUGAGAAAUCCAGCCACAGAUAAUAACAAAGAGCCAGAUUUGGAUGAAUUAUUGCCACAAGGUUUCUUGGAAAGGACCAAGGAUAGGGGUUUCGUGGUCAAGCAAUGGGCUCCACAGGCGGAGGUACUGAGUCACGGCUCGGUGGGCGGGUUCGUGACUCACUGCGGGUGGAACUCUGUUCUUGAAGCGGUGUGUGGCGGCGUCCCGAUGAUUGCUUGGCCAUUGUAUGCGGAGCAAAAGAUGAACAGGGUGGUUUUGGUGAAGGAAUUGAAGGUGGCGCUGGCGGUGAAUGAGUCGGAAGACGGGUUGGUGAGUGCUGCCGAGUUGGAGAAGCGAGUGAGGGAGUUAAUUGUGUCGGAGGCAGGGAGAGAGGUGAGGGAUAGGGUUUCAGGCAUGAGAGAUGCUGCUGUGGCAGCCGUGAAGGAAGGAGGGUCCUCUCAUGUUGCAUUCGCCGAGUUGGCUGAGUUGUGGUUGACGACCACGUGCUAGGCUGCUAGCUUGUUUCACCGGCCCGUCUCAUCAAGAAUUUGUUGUUGUAGAGUUGUAUCUGUUGCAAAUAAAGAUGACACGAAGCAGGGGCGAACUCAAUUCAAUGGAAAUGCAUGUGAUUUACUGUCAACUCAGGAACAAAGCUCGUAAUUACUGUCAACUCGCGUACCCUCCUGAUGACACACGAAGUAAUAGUGGCCAUAAUAAUAUUGUACGAAUUUUGCUCAGCGCCUUUGGCUUUGAGGGUGACAAGCGACGUGCUGAUGAGACAAUCCAUGUGGUGACAGCUGAUAGAUAAUUGAAUUAUGGAGCUUUGUUUGGGCGGGGGAGUAAAUACGGAUGGAGACGUGUAGUUAUUGAGAAUAGUAUUUGUAUUCGUAUAUGUUUUUUAUUUUUUGCGUUUGCAUAAUUACUAUGAUUAUUAUUUGCUAUUCCCAUAU
Corylus avellana is the source of this 1970-nucleotide messenger RNA. The record is from RefSeq and is a predicted model, not a curated record. Lineage: Eukaryota; Viridiplantae; Streptophyta; Magnoliopsida; Fagales; Betulaceae.